Caenorhabditis remanei is the source of this 702-nucleotide messenger RNA. RefSeq lists its product as uncharacterized. The transcript has 4 exons. The coding region runs from base 1 to 702 and encodes 233 amino acids. The record is from RefSeq and is a predicted model, not a curated record. Gene Ontology annotation, cellular component: membrane. Lineage: Eukaryota; Metazoa; Nematoda; Chromadorea; Rhabditida; Rhabditidae.
AUGGCUUCGAAGAUUGCAUUCAUUUCUCGAAUUUCAUUGUUUAUUUUGGCUCUUGCUAUGCUGAUAUGCUCAGCUGGUCUAGUCGUAUGGGGAUCCUUCAUGGCUAAUCGACCAUACGAUCGACAGUUGAAAGAUGUGGUUUUCAACUAUAACUCAUCUGAGCCAUUGGCUAACGACAAGUAUAAUUUAAGAGCUUGGAUUUGGUCAGUAUAUUGGAGUAUAUACGGACUUUGUAUUGCUGGUGUAGUGAUUUCAAUAAUUGGCUUAAUUGGUGCAAUUAGCCGAAAGAAAACAGUAAUCGCUACUUUCCUCGUUCUCAUUGUUCCGUAUAUUUUGAUUCAAUUCGGUGGGAGUAUCACGAUUUGGACGAAACGAGGAACUCUUCGAAGACUUAUUUAUCGUUUUGCAAACGAUAUCUAUCUCACGAAUUCGUUAUUUGACAUUUCAAUUAUUCAGAAUACGUAUGAAUGUUGUGGAGUUCAAAAUGGUUCAUGGACAUGUCCAAAUACUCCUCCAUGUGAUACAUCUGUUUUCAACAGUGUUGAUAAUACUAUGAUGAUAGCCGGUCUUGUUAUGAUUCCUAUUCUUUUCUUCGAUCUUUGUAUCAUCACUCUCUCGGCUUUAAUUUUGAAAACAGAACCAAGAAUUCAGAAAGUUCGAAAAACAGAAGAAAAUCAAGAUGAUGCAUGGGUGUCUCAAUAA